GCGGGGAGCAGCCAAGGGUGGAGCUCAGUGCAGCAGCCGAGGACGUGCGGGAGACACGGGCUCCUCUGCUCGCUCUCCCUUCCCGGGAGGUGGGAGUCUGGACCAUGGGGGAUGCAACGAGGAAGUGAAAGGAGCCGGUUUUAGGCUGAGCAGCAGCAGCCGGCGCCGCCGCCGCGAUGAGCAGUUCCAGCCCCAGCCCGGGAUCCUGCCGUUUCGCCGACUACUUCGUGCUGGCAGGCAUCGACACGGACAGCGGGCUGGAACCCGACGAGCUCUCAGCACUAUGCCAGUGGCUAGAAGCAGAGCGGUGUGGCAGGAGCCAAGAAACUCCAUGUCCUAACAAAGCCUCAGGGGAAAAUUUUGAUCAGAGUCCAUUGAGGAGAACCUUCAAGUCCAAAGUGUUAGCCCAUUAUCCUCAAAAUGUGGAGUACAACCCUUUCGAUCAAGAUGCUGUCAAUAUGCUCUGCAUGCCCAAAGGACUGUCCUUCAAAACCCAGGCCGAAGACAGGGAGCCACAGUUCCACUCCUUCCUCAUCACACGCGAAGACGGCUCACGUACCUAUGGCUUUGUGCUCACCUUUUACGAGGAGGUCACCUGCAAGCAGAUCUGCAGCGCCAUGCAGACCCUGUACCAGAUGCACAAUGUGGAGCAGUACAACAACGUGUACGCAUCGUCCUCCUGCAGCAUGGACUCCCUGGCGAGCAGCAUCGACGAGGGGGAUAGCACCUCGCUGGCCAAAAUGCAGCGCUACAACUCCUAUGACAUCAGCCGCGACACCCUGUACGUCUCAAAAUGCAUUUGUCUGAUCACCCCCUUGCCGUUCGUGCAGGCCUGCCGCAAGUUUCUGCUGCAGUUGCACAAGGCGGUGACCUCCCAGCAAACUCCGCCGCUGCCCCUGGAGAGCUACAUUCACAACAUCCUCUAUGAGGUGCCCCUGCCUCCACCUGGCCGCUCAUUAAAAUUCUCAGGGGUCUACGGGCCAAUCAUUUGCCAGCGACCCGGGCCAACAGAGCUACCCCUGUUUGACUUUCCGCUGCGAGAAGCCUUUGAACUUCUGGGCUUGGAAAAUUUGGUGCAGCUCUUCACUUGCGUGCUUCUGGAGAUGCAGAUCCUUCUGUAUUCACAAGACUACCAACGGCUCAUGACGGUGGCUGAGGGAAUCACAGCUCUCCUCUUCCCUUUCCAGUGGCAACACGUCUAUGUACCCAUUCUCCCAGCCUCACUACUGCACUUUCUCGAUGCUCCAGUCCCCUACCUGAUGGGCCUGCAGUCUAAGGAGCCCAAUGACCGGUCCAAGUUGGAGCUGGCGCAGGAGGUCAACAUCCCCUCACUUGUACAAGGAAGAGAAGCAUUCACGAUCUCCGUACAUCAUCCUCAUCAAAGUGGGUACUCUUUUAACUCAAAGGCAAAUCUGUGCUUCGUGGACAUUGACAACCACUUCAUUGACCUGCCGGAGGAUUUCCCACAGUUCCCAAACAAGCUGGAGUUCAUCCAGGAGAUCUCAGAAGUGCUGCUCCAGUUUGGGAUUCCUCCCGAGGGGAACUUGCACUGUAGCGAGAGUGCCAGUGAGCUGAAGAACCUGGUGUUGGAUGAGCUGGCCAAUGACAAGAAGAACGGCAACCUGACCAGUACCACCAUCAACAUGUAUGAACUGCUGAAGGGUAACGAGACCCUGGCACGGCUUCAGGCCCUGGCAAAGCGGACGGGGGUAGCCGUGGAGAAAAUGGAAAUCGCUGUGCUCCCGGAGAAGGAGAAGGACUCCAAGUGCCAGUGCAGUGAGGAAGAGCUGCGGGAUUACAAGCUAACUGUGCAACUCCGCGAAGUCUUCGCCAAGCGCUUCACCCAGAUGUUCGCUGAUUAUGAGGCCUUCGUCAUCCAGCCCACACAGGAUAUGGAGUCCUGGCUGACCAAUCGAGAGCAGAUGCAGAAUUUUGACAAGGCCUCAUUUCUGUCUGACCAGCCAGAGCCCUACCUCCCUUUCCUCUCCCACUUCAUCGAGACACAGAUGUUUGCCACUUUCAUUGACAAUAAAAUUGUGUCAUCGUGGGAGGAGAAGGACCCUCUUCUCAGAGUGUUUGAUUCACGCAUCGAGAAAAUGAAGAUUUACAAUGUUCGCGUUCCCACAAUACGCACCUCAAAUUAUCAGAAGUGUACCAUCUUGAAAGAAGCUGCUCAGGCCAUUGAGCAGCGCCUGGUGAAGAUUGAUCACACUGCUAUCCACCCACACCUGCUAGAUAUGAAGAUCGGACAGGGCAAGUACGAGCAAGGAUUCUUCCCCAAACUCCAGGCGGAUGUUCUGGCAACAGGGCCAAGCAACAACAAUCGAUGGGCAAAUCGAGGCGCCACAGCACAGCGGAGGAAGGAUCGUCUUCGACAGCAUUCAGAGCAUCUGACACUGGACAAUGACUUGAGAGAGAAAUACAUCCAGGAGGCCCGGAGCUUAGGAAAGAGCCUGCGGCAGCCAAAACUCUCUGAUCUGUCACCCGCGGUGAUUGCACAGACCAACUGGAAGUUCGUGGAAGGACUGCUCAAAGAAUGUCGCAUCAAGACCAAGCGAAUGCUGGUGGAGAAGAUGGGACACGAGGCAGUGGAGCUGGGACACGGAGAGGCCAACAUCACUGGCUUGGAGGAGAACACCUUGAUUGCAAGUUUGUGUGACCUGCUGGAGAGAAUCUGGAGUCAUGGGCUGCUCAUCAAACAGGGGAAAUCGGCUCUCUGGUCCCACCUGAUGCAUUAUCAGGAGUGUGAGGAGAAGCGGGAAGCAACUGUCGAGACCCCAGUUAUGGCUGGGUCAGAACGGCGAAAAUCGGAGUCAGGACUGAUCUUGCCAACCCUCAAGGUUUCUCUCAUCCAGGACAUGAGACAUGUCCAGCAGAUGAGUGAGAUCAAGACCGAUGUUGGCCGUGCCCGGGCGUGGAUUCGGCUGUCCCUUGAAAAGAAGGUCCUUUCUCAACAGCUCAAGCAACUGCUCUUUAACCAGAGUCUCAUCAAGAAGCUAUACAAGCGUUACGCCUUCCUACGCUGCGAGGAGGAAAAGGAACAAUUCCUCUAUCACCUACUGUCGCUCAAUGCUGUGGACUACUUCUGCUUUACCAGUGUGUUCACAACCAUCAUGAUCCCUUACAGAGCAGUCAUAAUCCCCAUCAAAAAGCUGAGCAACUCCAUCACCACCUCCAAUCCUUGGAUCAGUGUGUCAGGUGAAUUGGGAGGCACCGGAGUGAUGCAGGUCCCCAAGAACCUCUUGGAGAUGACAUUUGAGUGCCAGAAUCUGGGCAAACUGACAACAGUUCAGAUCGGACAUGACAACUCGGGGCUUUUAGCCAAGUGGCUGGUGGAUUGUGUGAUGGUCAGGAAUGAGAUUACAGGACACACCUACAGGUUCCCGUGUGGCAGGUGGCUGGGGAAGGGAGUGGACGACGGCAGCUUGGAGAGGAUCCUGGUCGGCGAGCUCAUCAGCCCCGUGGCGGAGGAGGACCUGGGCAAACAGUGUCGCACACCGCCACAGCUGCGAUCCCCGACCAUCGCUCGGCGCCUCAGCAUCACUUCCCUCGGAGGAAAGACAGGCAAACCAAAUGCAGGUCAAAUCCAAGAAGGAAUUGGCGAGUCUAUUAAUAAUAUUGUGAAGCAUUUUCACAAGCCAGAAAAAGAGAGAGGGAGCCUGACGGUCUUGCUGUGUGGGGAGUUUGGCCUGGUCUCUGCCCUGGAGCAAGUCUUUCACCACGGCUUCAAGUCAGUUCGCCUCUUCCAGAAGAACAUAUUCAUCUGGGAUUUCCUAGAGAAAGCAGUCACGUACUUUGAAACCGCUGACGACGAGGAGGCUCAGGUCAACCUACUGGAGGGGAAGUGUUGCACGGAGUCAGCAAAGUCACUAUGUCAAUACGUGAACGCCAUCAAUAGCGCGCCGAGGAACAUUGGGAAAGACGGGAAGCUGCAGCUGCUCGUGUGUCUCGGGGCCAGGGACCACUUACUCCCCCAAUGGAUCCCACUACUGGCAGAGUGCCCAGUGAUCGCGAGGAUGUAUGAGGACGGUGCCCUGCUCCGUGACCGCGCCUCCGUCAACUCACUCAUCCGUGUCCUCCAGACACUGCAGGAGUUCAACAUUACACUAGAGACCUCGCUCGUCAAGGGCAUUGACGUGUAGCAUUGGUUUUUCAAAGGCAGAGACCCUUCCCCACCAACUCUGACGUGUUGAGCAAGGAAGGGUCUCCUGUCCAUGUUACCGAGCGUACGGAUCAUGUGACACUGUAUGGAGAUGGACAGCAAACCAACUGCCUAAAGGUCAUGCCAGCCAAUCCUGGCAGAAGAAAAUAGUAUUGAUAAUGUUAUAAAGAAGUCAAAUAGAUAAUGAAGAGUAUUUUUGCCUGUUGGAUGUGUGUAAAUAAAUUGUACCUUUACCGAAUAGUGAUUACACUGUCAGCUGUUCACCAGAACCUACUGGUUAGAAAGUAGCAUUGAUUUAGAAUACUCCAUGGGGAUUUUCCCUCUUACCCCUCCCUUCAUUUGUACCCCAUUUGUGUAAAUAUUCUGUUUCCUUUUUUUUGCGGGUAAACUUCAGAAAACCUCGAGUCCUAUUUGGGGCAGUGGAGUGUGGUAAAUGUGUGUGUUUUGCACUUUCCUCCAGUUUUGUUUUGGAUGUGUCUCUCUCGUGUUCCCUGGUUCUAGAAGAAUUAGUUGAAUGCUUCUGGUGCCUCAGUACAUUCUUCUCCUUUCUGAUUCCUUGAUCCUCUGCAGAAGUUAACAAAAAACUGAGAGCGCUGGCUAAUUCGCUACCGCUCAGAGGCCACUGCAGUACUGCAGGGAGUCUGGGUGACUGACAGAGAAACACAGCAUUGCAAGGGGAACAUGUGGUCUACUCAGUGCUGUCUGGAGCAGGGCUAGCCUCGCAUACUACUAAAACCCUCCAAAUUAUAAAAUUAUAUAUCUUUGAUCAUAUUUUCAUUAUUUAUUGGUUGAAAGCAUAAUACUGUUUUGAUUUAAUGGGUAAAUCUCCCCUAGUAGCCAGGAAGGGAAGUGCAGUACCCACUUCAUAACUUCUUCAAAGAACAGACCUUCCUUUCCCUCCAUGCCACUACCCCGGCCACCAACCCCCCACCACUACCUCCUUUGGUUAAACAGCUGAAUAACGCUCACUGCUCAGAUUAACUGGCUAAUAGCAGAGCAUAAAAUACUGAUUUGGAAAGUGGGAACACGGCCUGUGGGCAGAGGAGAAAUAGUAUUCUUAUUAUCUUUUAAACAUCAGUAUUUGAGAAAUCAAUCAAGAGCUGGGCAUGUGAAGUAAAUCUGAAAAUGCUGGUGCUGUCCGGUCAUUGAGGAAAAGAAAGGCCAUUAACUUUGCAAAUAGAGUGCUUUAGUUCCAAUAAAGGGCCUUGAACUCCAGUUUUAAUCUGUCUCUUGGUUCCAGAGGCUGAGUAUUUGCAGCACAGUUUAAUCAUUGCAGGGAGCUGCCUUGAGGGAGAUAGCUGAACACAAUGGGCAAGGAAUCCCACUGUUCUGAGGAAUUCGGAAGCUGCCUUGAGGGAGAUAGCUGAACACAACGGGCAAGGAAUCCCACUGUUCUGAGGAAUUCAGAGGGGAGCUUUCAGAAAUGAAGACCUCUUGUUUUUUCCCAUGAUUUUAAACACAAGGCUAUUAGGGAGUGCAGUUCCUCACUCCCACUGUCCUGACAAUCUCCUGUCCCACGAUUUUAGGAUUGAACAGAUGAGACUGAACACUCUGUACUGUGUUGGGGAGGAAUUCCGGAAGGUAACCGUGGAGUCCUAACCAUUCAUGCCUGCAGUUUUGAAACAGAUCUGUAGGGAACCUGGACAACAGUAUCAGUGGAUAGUCAGCACCAUCAAGCAUACCUGCUUGGUGAUUUCCCACUUCUCUAGGAAUAGGAGUACAGAUAGAACCUUUGAAAAUUCCUCUGUGAUUCCUUCUUACCAACAUCAGAUCAACCAUCCACUCAAAUAACCUGUCCCCAACUGGUGCUCUCAAAUUCCAGAUGGGAACUAUAAGCAGCUGAUAAUGGACAUGCAAAUACUGUAAUUGGUCUGGUCCAUUUGCCUAUAGUCCUUAGAUCAUCCUAAAGUCUCCAGCAAUUAAAAAUUAACCUCCCUAGGUAUUCCUGUGAGUGAUUCCUGGAGGGAAAUGGCAUAAAUUUUUUUUUAAAAAAAGUAUAUUUUAUUAUUUUAUUUGAAUUUGUUCAGCAGGAAUACCCAUGCUGGCCAACCACAGGAGAGGGUGAGGGGUGGAAAUUCUAGGAGUAAUCAGAGUUGGUAAUCCUGUUGCAAUGUUUCAGGUAGCUAGAAUGAUGAUUGGAUUUGCACCUCCCACACUCAGAGACUGAGCUUUGCUCCUUACCACAGAACUAAUUUACACUGUAAUUUCAAAAAUCAUUGACACAACUUAAGACACUUUAUUGGAAGAUAUGAAAACAACAUAUUUUACUAUCAAUAGAAAAGAAAUGAUGUGGCAAAACCUUCUUGAAGAGGAACCAGAACCAACUGCAUUCUGGGCCAGCGUUAAGACCGUUUAACUCUGAGCUCCAAGGUGUCUGGGAUUUGAUAUUCACUCUUAAGCUGAGCCUUCAUGGUCAGCUGGAAACGAACUCUGCUUUCUCUCCACUGUCAGCGGACUAAAACCGUUCUUUCACUGGUGACAACAGGAAAGUGUGCAAGUGUGUAUGGGAAUAAGCUCAGCCUUGCCAAUGACUUAUAAAGCUCCUGCGUUGAAAGCAUUCACCUGGCUGAGGCAGCUUUGCCUUACAGGAGGCAAUGUCCCAUAGGGUGAGGCAGAAGUAUGAAUUGAGUAAGUGUGUGUGUGUGUGUGUGUGUGUGAGAAUCUGCUGAACUAUAUGAGAAGCCAUCUGAAUAUGCCUUGACAGCCGAGGACACUGAUUUGACCUCCGCAGUGUUGACCUUGCUUUGGCACUACUCAGGAGAAGAGCAUUGAUUCACCAGCUGUUGGAUGGGUUUUCAGACUGCAAAUCGCCAGAAAAGAUACCUGUAAAUUGGCUAAAGCGCUGCUAUGUGAGGCAUGAAUUAAAGUUGGGCAAGAACAGAUGAUUGCUGCUCAGUUAUUAAAAUCAUUAGAUGUGAUUCUUGUUUACAGGUUCAUUACAGUAUAGAAAGAGCUGCUUGCCUCAGAUGGGAGUGGGGUUUUGUUUCCUCACACCCAGCUUCUCCUAAUCCUACCAUUGUACCUUUCUCCUCCGUUCCUCAGUCAUGAGCUCAUCUCGUUUUUCUCAAAAGCAUACAGCUUAUGCUCAGAUAUUGCAUAUGGUCGUGACUCCUCCAUUUUGGGUAAGGUCUUUGUCCUGCAUUCUGUAGUGUUAUUUAUUUUAAAAAUUAUCUUUUUUGCAACCCAUCCUUCUGGACUGCUUCACAAAUGCAAAAUCUUCAUUUACUGUAUCAAACCCCUCGACCUUGACUGUUUACCUUUUUUCUAGAUUUGUUCAAUCUUUUGUGCUCAGUGAUACCCAUCCGAUCAGUGUGGGUUUUCUUUCCUUUCCCCCAGUUAAGGGCUGAUAUUUCCGAUCAUACACUAGGUAUGCAGACUGCCACUGACUGCAUAUGCCCCCAACUGAAGCUUCAGGCUAACCACACUCGCACGCUACCUGGAUUUCUGUAAAAUAAUACAUUAUUAUUAUUUAAAAAUCUGAUAUAUGUUAUCAGUAGAAAAUGUGAAUUGCUGACUUUGUAUAUGUGUCUGAUAACUAAUCCAUUGGUAAUAAAAGAUUAAGGAAGCUAAAAUAUCUUGUGAUUUGGC
This is a messenger RNA of Hypanus sabinus (Atlantic stingray), 7750 nucleotides long. RefSeq names its product DENN domain-containing protein 5B-like. Bases 177 to 4142 code for a protein of 1321 amino acids. The transcript has 23 exons. Gene Ontology annotation, molecular function: small GTPase binding; guanyl-nucleotide exchange factor activity. The record is from RefSeq and is a predicted model, not a curated record. Lineage: Eukaryota; Metazoa; Chordata; Chondrichthyes; Myliobatiformes; Dasyatidae.